UCGUUUCAUGUUAGGUAAGUAUCACAGCGCAAACAACCAUCAGCAGCUGCAGAAGAACAUCUGAUCAUGGAAGAAUCUGAGAUAUACCCAAAACCAUACAGAAGAACUACAUCAUCUACCUCUUACUCCUCCGUAUCCUCAACAAGCGUUCAUGUCACAGCUCUAGACGGUCUCGUAAACGUGAACUCACUCUUCACCAUAGCAGUCUUCGUUGGUUUAUCUCUAACCACACCAGGCCAACGCAGUCUAGAAAACAAGGGAGCGUGUGAUGCAGGCCUUGAUGUUGCCAAAAGACUCUUAGCCUUCGAAGUUGUUUCCUUCAGCUUCUUUCUCUUCUCAAGUUUGGUGGCUCAGGGAUUGAAAUUAGCCAUUAAUCUGCUCAAUAGCAAGGAUGUGGAUGAAGCAUUUAGGGCUCAUAUCAAUUUGAAGGUUCUGAGGUUUGGGAUGUUGGGAUCUGCAAUUGGGUCAGUGAUGGGUUGUGUGUUCUUGAUGUUAUCAAUGGUGAAUGUGAUUCAAAUCAGGUUGGGAUUGCUUUCUUGUGGUAGUAAGUAUGCUGUUAAUUCAGUAGCUGCUCUGGUUACACUUGUUUCUUCUGCUCUUCUGGUGUAUAUUUCCACUGCUGUUUAUGCUUUCACACACUAGUGAAAUUACUG
Telopea speciosissima is the source of this 653-nucleotide messenger RNA. RefSeq lists its product as uncharacterized. Bases 67 to 642 code for a protein of 191 amino acids. The transcript is spliced from 2 exons. The record is from RefSeq and is a predicted model, not a curated record. Lineage: Eukaryota; Viridiplantae; Streptophyta; Magnoliopsida; Proteales; Proteaceae.